CGCUAAAAAUGUUUUUCGUAAUACUGUUAGCACUGGUAGUCGAGCGCCGGCUGCCGAUCUGUACGACACAUUUGGUCGCAAACAUAAUUAUUUACGGAUUUCACUGACCGAGAGAUGUAAUCUCAGGUGUUUAUAUUGUAUGCCAGAGGAAGGCAUAGAGUUGACGGCAAAUGAUCAGCUGUUGACCACCGAUGAGAUCAAACAAAUUAGUGGUCUGUUUGUCAAAACUCUUGGUGUGACUAAAAUACGGCUGACUGGAGGCGAACCGCUUAUUCGUAAGGAUAUCAUCGAUAUUAUCAGACAUUUGUCUGAAUUAAGACCUUUUGGUCUCAAAACAAUUGGUUUGACAACUAAUGGUAUAGUUUUGGAUAGGAUGUGCUCGGACUUAAAGCUCGCAGUCAUUAAGGGGUUCAACGAGUCUGAGAUACCGGCGUUCGUUGAGCUGACCCGGGAUUCACCACUGGAUGUCCGGUUCAUUGAGUACAUGCCCUUUGAUGGGAACCGGUGGGCGUCGCAAAAGAUGGUCACCUAUCAGGAGAUGUUAGCUAUUAUUCGUGAUGUAUAUCCCGGUAUUAGACAACUGGAGCCCAAACUCAAUGAGACUGCGAAGGCUUACAAAGUGGAUGAGUUUAAGGGACAGUUAGGUUUUAUCACAUCCAUGAGCGACAACUUCUGCGGCACCUGUAAUAGGAUUAGGAUUACAGCCGAUGGAAACCUUAAGGUGUGUCUGUUUGGUAGGGAAGAGGUGUCGCUCCGGGAUGCUAUCCGUAUGGGUGUGGAUGAGACACAACUCGUGGCACUCAUAAGGGAUGCCUUAAAUCGUAAACAUAGACAACACGCAGGUGCUCUUGAAAUAGCCAAAACUCCGAACAGACCAAUGAUAAGGAUCGCACCGNUGUCGCUCCGGGAUGCUAUCCGUAUGGGUGUGGAUGAGACACAACUCGUGGCACUCAUAAGGGAUGCCUUAAAUCGUAAACAUAGACAACACGCAGGUGCUCUUGAAAUAGCCAAAACUCCGAACAGACCAAUGAUAAGGAUCGCACCACAUCCCUGGCCACUACAACAUCGGCUACAAGUGCGACAGUACAGCACCGGUACCACUGAUGACCAGUUCACACAUUUAGACCAACGGACAGGCGAUCCAAAAAUGGUUGACAUCAGUGGUAAACCCGUGUCAGUGCGGAUAGCCUGCGCUGUUGGCAGGGUAUGGGUGGGCGCCCCUGUAUGUCAGUUAAUACGGGAUAAUGCGGUCAAAAAGGGGAACGUCUUAACGGUGGCCCAAAUCGCGGGCAUUAUAGCCGCCAAACAGACCUCAAAACUCAUACCCCUUUGCCAUCAGAUAAAUCUCGAAGACGUGUCGAUAGACAUGAGAGUGGAUGUCGAUAAUGAAGAGGUUGUGAUCGAGUCCAGGGUUAAGACUAGGUAUGGGACGGGAGUUGAGAUGGAGGCGCUUACGGCUGUCUCUGUGGCCGCCCUAACGGUGUAUGAUAUGUGCAAAUCGGUUAACAAUAGGAUUGUCAUCAAAGAGAUCCGUUUAGUGGUAAAGAGUGGCGGAAAACGAGACUUUCAUUUAUAA
Messenger RNA from Oppiella nova, 1576 nucleotides. The record is from the annotation of a GenBank genome assembly. NCBI's taxonomy places the organism in Eukaryota, Metazoa, Arthropoda, Arachnida, Sarcoptiformes, Oppiidae.